This is a messenger RNA of Necator americanus (New World hookworm), 708 nucleotides long. RefSeq lists its product as uncharacterized. Lineage: Eukaryota; Metazoa; Nematoda; Chromadorea; Rhabditida; Ancylostomatidae. The transcript has 7 exons. The record is from RefSeq and is a predicted model, not a curated record. Gene Ontology annotation, molecular function: RNA polymerase II cis-regulatory region sequence-specific DNA binding; DNA-binding transcription factor activity, RNA polymerase II-specific. The coding region runs from base 1 to 708 and encodes 235 amino acids. Gene Ontology annotation, cellular component: nucleus. Gene Ontology annotation, biological process: cell differentiation; regulation of transcription by RNA polymerase II.
AUGGAAACCAGCAGUUGCUCUUAUCCUGUUACUGGUAUUUUUGAUGAGAUUCCUUGGAUGUCUAUGCCACCCCCGUACUACGCUUAUCCUAUUUCUGCUACUGGACAACCAGGGUAUUCAGUACCGAUGACUAUGCCUCAUUCAAUAGCUUAUCCAAGUAUGGCAAAUUGGUACAACUACGCAACUCCAGGCGCACAAGUUGGUGGCAAGUACAAGAAAAAGCGGAACUUAUUCACGAAACUACAACUGAAUAUGCUUCAGAGAAGGUUCGCUGAGAAAGAACACAUAAGACAACCAGAGCGAGACAGUUUCGCCCACAUGAUUGGUCUAACAGGAGAACAAGUCAAGAUAUGGUUUCAAAAUCAACGGUACAAACGUAAGCAUCGAGAGUACGGUACCAGAGAUGCAGGUACCACAAGUUCUUCUGGGGCUAACACCAGUGUCUCAUCAUUGUCUUCACCUUCACCAGAUGAAUUGCCUGACGCAAAACUACCUACAAAUUUUAGAGAAGUUCCUGCCGCACAACAGACCACAAAUAAUAUUCCUUGUUCCGAAAUCACGUUUGAACAAAGCAACUACUCGCAGUUGUAUUGGAGUCAACAGGCAGCCUACUACCCACCUCUCAACUUCAGCGCUCAAGGAUUCAACACUAGUCCUGAGGAGAAACUUUCACUUUCGACAUGCUCCGAAGACGACUUGGAUAUGUGA